Aphanomyces astaci is the source of this 990-nucleotide messenger RNA. Its product is annotated as sepiapterin reductase. Gene Ontology annotation, molecular function: sepiapterin reductase (NADP+) activity. Gene Ontology annotation, biological process: tetrahydrobiopterin biosynthetic process. The transcript is spliced from 7 exons. NCBI's taxonomy places the organism in Eukaryota, Oomycota, Saprolegniomycetes, Saprolegniales, Verrucalvaceae. The record is from RefSeq and is a predicted model, not a curated record. Bases 39 to 920 code for a protein of 293 amino acids.
AUGGAACGUAUCCGGAUAAAUGUACCUUCGCAUUCGUCAUGGCGUGGGUUGUGCUGGUGACGGGAGGGUCCCGCGGGUUUGGCCGUGCACUGGCCUUGGCCUUCGCAGCGAACAAAGCCUCCGCCGACGAUGGAGAUCUGCACUUGCACCUGUGGUCCCGUGACGCGGCUGGUAUGGCAGCCACGGCGGCCGACGUCACUGCUGCUUGGCAACGCCAGACCAGCCAUAGCAUCCAUGUGACGCAGACCGUCGUGGACUUGAGCGACGACUCCACGUACGGACCUGCCAUCGACACGUUCGUUGAGGAAGCACAAGCAGCCGCGUCCGUCGACCGUGUCGUGGUGUUCCACAACGCUGGAUCCUUGGGCCAAGUGGGACGCAUUGCCGAAGUGGCAUCUCCCCAAGUGAUUCGACGGCACAUGGAACUGAACGUGAAUUCCGUACUAUGGAUCAACAAACGGCAAGAUCAAAUGUCCAUACUUCGACUAACCAUAGUGUAUAUAUCUAGACUCUUGCAAGUGUAUGGCACCCAAGCUCAGGCAGCUAAAGUGCCAUCACCAGUGCUCUACUUGAUCAACGUUAGUUCGUUAAACGCUAUUGAACCCUUCGCCACCUGUGGACUCUACUGUGUUUUCAAAGCGGCUCGCGACAUGCAUUUCCGAGUGGUGGCCACGGAAGAAGACGCGACGCGUGUGAAAUGCCUCAAUUACGCGCCAGGACCCAUGCAAACGGAAAUGGGAAACGAGAUCCGAGAUGGACAUGCGACGGACCCGGCCCUCCAGCGCAUGUUUAAAAAGCUCCAAGCCGAUGGCACAUAUGUCGAUGUGAAUGUGUCGGCGCAGCUGUGUGUGUCGCAUGUAUUUGGGCCGACGCUGGUCUCCGGCUCCCAUGUGGAUUAUUACGACAUCUACCAAGGCUAAUACAUCCCUGCAGCAUACUACUAGACAAAUAAGUCUAUAUGCAGUCAUAUAACAUCGGCCCUUUCCAAUC